Adelges cooleyi (spruce gall adelgid) is the source of this 489-nucleotide messenger RNA. RefSeq names its product neuroligin-4, Y-linked-like. The record is from RefSeq and is a predicted model, not a curated record. NCBI's taxonomy places the organism in Eukaryota, Metazoa, Arthropoda, Insecta, Hemiptera, Adelgidae. Gene Ontology annotation, cellular component: synapse; postsynaptic membrane; cell surface. Gene Ontology annotation, biological process: modulation of chemical synaptic transmission; postsynaptic membrane assembly; presynaptic membrane assembly. Gene Ontology annotation, molecular function: signaling receptor activity; neurexin family protein binding. Bases 1 to 489 code for a protein of 162 amino acids. The transcript has 2 exons.
AUGAUCGCGGUGUUGGUGGCCACGCUAUGUUUGACGGUGACCGGAGACGACGGCGGCGGAGCGUCCGCGGCCACGCUCACGCGCGUCGUGACCACGCGCUACGGUAAGCUGCAGGGCGUCGUCCACACGGUAGAAGCCAUGUCCAGGCGGACGCCCUCGAGCGCGGGCACCGGCAACGACGCCAACGACCGGUCCCCGUCCGUCGACACGUUCCUCGGCGUCCCUUACGCUACGCCGCCGAUCGGGUCCAAUCGGUUCGGUCCCACCAGGACGCCGACACCGUGGGACGGCGUCCGGUUGGCCGACGCGUUCGGGCCCGUAUGCCCGCAACGUUUGCCCGACGUGUCCAACGAGACGGCCGCCCUUCAACGCAUGCCUGUCGGUCGACUCGUCUAUCUCAAGCGGCUGUUGCCUUACCUGCGCAACCAGAGUGAGGACUGCUUGUACCUCAACAUCUACGCACCCGCCCAAGUAUGCAACUUCUUAUAA